UAUAUUGGAAUAAUGGACGCAAUAUGUCCACAUUGUGAUGCGGCUAAAUUUCCAGGUGAAACGGUCGGCAUGUGUUGUGCUAAUGGCAAAGUGAGAUUGCCACCAUUAGAAACACCACCCGAACCAUUGUCUUCAUUAAUUUUUGGGACUUCUGAAAAUUCGAAGCACUUUUUGAGACAUAUUCAACAAUAUAAUUCGGCAUUUCAAAUGACUUCUUUUGGUGCUACUAACAUUAUUAGAGAUAAUUUUAUGCCGACGUUUAAGGUAAAUACUUAAACAGGAUUGUCCCAAUCAAUCUGAAUCAUAAAAGUAUUCUAUAGUUUUAAAAAUUAUAUUAUGCAACAUAUACCUAAAAUUGCAUACAUGUUGCAGAUUCAGGGCCACAUUUACCAUCAAGCUGUUUCGUUAUUGCCAUACCCCGACGCUGAUUAUCAAUGUUUGCAAAUUUAUUUUAUUGGUGAUGAAAAUCGUGAAUUGGAUCAACGUUCCGCAAUUACUUUGAAUACAAGACGAGAAAUUAUUUGUGGGCUACAAAGGUUUUUCCAUCAGCAUAAAGCAUUAGUUCAAUUGUUCAAAAUUGCUCUCGAUCGUAUGCCCUCUGAUCAUCACGAUAUCGUAAUAAGGGCUGAUAGAACACCUUUUGGAGAGCAUGAAAGGCGAUUCAGUGCACCGACAAUUGAUGAGGUUGCAAUUGUAAUUCGUGGUGAUCAGUUUCAAUCGCGUGAUAUUAUACUUCAUCGUAGAAAUGACCAAUUGCAACGUGUUUCGGAACUUCAUCGUAGUUACGACGCAUUACAAUACCCAAUAUUGCAUUGGAAAGGUGACGAUGGCUAUAAUAUAAAUAUACCAAUGAUUGAUCCACGAACAGGUCUACAUGUACAAAAAAAGUUAGUUCCAUGAAUUUUUAUUCUUAUCGAUUGAUGGUUCGUCCACAAGAACAAAAUUAUAUCUUGAGAUGUCGUAAACUAUAUCAUCAGUACAUCGUUGAUAUGUACGUCAAAAUAGAAACAGAACGUCUUAAUUUUAUUCGUUUCAACCAUGCAAAAUUAAGGUCUGAACAAUAUAUUCAUUUGCAAGA
This is a messenger RNA of Bactrocera tryoni, 1078 nucleotides long. RefSeq lists its product as uncharacterized. The record is from RefSeq and is a predicted model, not a curated record. Bases 337 to 900 code for a protein of 187 amino acids. Lineage: Eukaryota; Metazoa; Arthropoda; Insecta; Diptera; Tephritidae. The transcript has 2 exons.